Mesoplodon densirostris (Blainville's beaked whale) is the source of this 3362-nucleotide messenger RNA. RefSeq names its product syntaxin binding protein 3 (gene STXBP3). The record is from RefSeq and is a predicted model, not a curated record. Gene Ontology annotation, biological process: neurotransmitter secretion; intracellular protein transport; vesicle-mediated transport. NCBI's taxonomy places the organism in Eukaryota, Metazoa, Chordata, Mammalia, Artiodactyla, Ziphiidae. The coding region runs from base 99 to 1877 and encodes 592 amino acids. The transcript is spliced from 19 exons. Gene Ontology annotation, cellular component: plasma membrane; secretory granule. Gene Ontology annotation, molecular function: syntaxin binding.
UCCCCUCAGCGACUGGCGGGGCCCGGCGAACCGCCUUUAACAGCUGAAGUGCGUUGCGAGUGGGAGGCGGCGGCUGGUCCUCAGCGGUGUUUGGGAAGAUGGCGCCUCCGGUAACGGACCGGGGGCUGAAGAGCAUCGUGUGGCAGAAGAUAAAAGCAACAGUGUUUGAUGACUGCAAGAAAGAAGGCGAAUGGAAGAUAAUGCUUCUAGAUGAAUUUACCACUAAGCUUUUGGCAUCGUGUUGCAAAAUGACAGAUCUUCUAGCAGAGGGUAUAACUGUUGUGGAGAAUAUUUAUAAGAAUCGAGAACCUGUCAGACAAAUGAAGGCUCUUUAUUUUAUCUCUCCAACAUCAAAGUCUGUAGACUGUUUUUUACGUGAUUUCGGAAGUAAAUCGGAGAACAAAUACAAAGCAGCAUAUAUCUACUUCACUGACUUUUGCCCUGAUAGUCUCUUUAACAAAAUUAAGGCUUCUUGCUCCAAGACAAUAAGAAGAUGUAAAGAAAUAAAUAUUUCCUUCAUUCCACUUGAAUCUCAGGUAUAUACUCUUGAUGUACCAGAUGCAUUCUAUUACUGUUACAAUCCAGACCCUAGUAAUGCAAAUGGAAAAGAUAUCAUCAUGGAAGCGAUGGCUGAGCAGAUAGUUACAGUAUGUGCUACCUUGGAUGAAAAUCCUGGAGUCAGAUAUAAAAGUAAACCUCUGGAUAAUGCCAGUAAACUUGCUCAGCUUGUUGAAAAAAAACUUGAAAACUACUACAAGAUUGAUGAAAAGAGCCUAAUAAAGGGUAAAACUCAUUCCCAGCUCAUAAUAAUUGAUCGUGGCUUUGAUCCUGUGUCCACUGUCCUGCAUGAACUGACCUUUCAGGCAAUGGCAUAUGAUCUACUGCCGAUUGAGAAUGAUACAUACAAAUAUAAAACAGAUGGGAAAGAAAAGGAGGCAAUCCUUGAAGAAGAUGAUGACCUCUGGGUCAGAAUUCGACAUCGGCAUAUUGCAGUUGUAUUAGAGGAAAUUCCCAAGCUUAUGAAAGAAAUUUCAUCAACAAAGAAAGCAACAGAAGGAAAGACAUCACUUAGUGCUCUUGCCCAGUUGAUGAAAAAGAUGCCCCAUUUCCGUAAACAGAUUACUAAGCAAGUUGUUCAUCUUAACUUAGCAGAAGAUUGCAUGAAUAAGUUCAAGCCUAAUAUAGAAAAGCUCUGCAAAACUGAACAGGACCUGGCACUUGGAACUGAUGCAGAAGGACAGAAAGUCAAAGAUGCUAUGCGAGUACUCCUUCCAGUUCUACUCAACAAAAAUCAUGAUAAUUAUGAUAAAAUAAGAGCAAUCCUACUUUAUAUAUUCAGUAUUAAUGGAACUACGGAAGAAAACUUGGACAGGUUGAUCCAGAAUGUAAAGAUAGAAAAUGAGAGUGACAUGAUUCGUAACUGGAGUUACCUUGGUGUUCCCAUAGUCCCUCCCUCUCAACAAGGCAAACCGUUAAGAAAGGAUCGGUCUGCAGAAGAAACGUUUCAGCUCUCUCGAUGGACACCUUUUAUCAAAGAUAUUUUGGAGGAUGCCAUCGAUAAUAGAUUAGAUUCAAAAGAGUGGCCAUAUUGUUCCCAGUGUCCAGCAGUAUGGAAUGGCUCAGGAGCUGUAAGUGCUCGGCAGAAACCCAGAGCUAAUUAUUUAGAGGAUCGAAAAAAUGGGUCUAAGCUGAUUGUUUUUGUAAUCGGAGGAAUUACAUACUCUGAAAUGCGUUGUGCUUAUGAAGUAUCUCAGGCACAUAAAUCCUGUGAAGUUAUUAUUGGUUCCACGCAUAUUUUAACACCCAAAAAGCUGUUGGAUGAUAUAAAGAUGCUGAAUAAACCCAAGGAUAAAGUCUCCUUUAUUAAAGAUGAAUAGCAUUUUAGCUGGGGAGGGAUUUGGAGAUUCUUAUUAAUUUGAUCAACUAAAGUAGAUCAAGACAUUGUGGCUGUCAUGUAUUUUAAAAAAUGUAAAUAUUUUAAGGAAUAAUGACUUUUCAAAUAUAUUUCUUAAGGGACUGUUUAUGAUUGCAUAUCAUUGGAUUUGCUAUUUUUAAUUUAAAUAUUGUUGCUGCUUUAUAGAUGAUGAGAAGAAAUGUUAAAAUGCUUUCUAAAAGGAAAUAUUUUCAGCUUUGGAACAGAAUAUAUUACAGUUGUGGGUAAUUUUUCACAGCCACCUAUGUACAUACUAAUUACUUACUAGAUACUUAUCUGUCUAAUGCUGAAGUAUAGUUUUUUGGGAAAGAAUGAUUUUAAAUGAAAAGGUUGUAAAAGUAAAAACUGUGAACUUGUAUGUAUGAUAGAAUGAUUUCCUAUAAGUGCAGUUUUUCUUUCAACUGAAAUUCAUAACUUUUAUAUGUAAAGUAAGUUAGUCAUUAAUAGGAAUAGAAUGAUUUCACAGUAUAUACUCUUGCUAGAUACUUCUGAAGAACACAAUUUUGUAUAAUUCUGAAUAAUGUAUGUUUAAAUUAGCAAACAAAAAUAAUCAUGAACAUUCUAAGAGAAAAUAAAUAUAUACUGACAAAAAUUAUCUCUGUUUUUUGGCAGGGAGGAAGGGGAAAUUGGGAAAUUUUAAAGUUCUAAGUCAGAGAAUUACAAAGAAGAAAAAGAAUGCAUCAUAAUCUUCCCACCAAGAUAACUCCCUUUGACCUACGAAAAUAAUAAUGUAAUCUUUGUAUACGGUUAGAUAAUGUAAGGAUAUGUGUGCACAUGUGUUAUACAAAGGGAACAUCUUCAUUUCAGAUCUCUCCUUUUACCUGGCCUCAUAGUGUUCUAUCAUAGAGUGGACUGUAAUUUAUAUAUCCCUCAUCUUCAGAGUUUUGCUCUUACAAAUAAUGCUGCAUUGUUUGGGUACAUACCUGUGCAAACUUACACAAAUAUUUCUAUAAUAUAAAUAUCUAGCAAGGACAUAGCUGUCUAAAGUAUUUGUGCAUUUAAAAUACUGCUAGAUAUCACCAUUUAAAAUUUUUAUGUAGGGACUUCCCUGGUGGUCCAGGGGCUAAGACUCCACGCUCUCAAUGCGGGGGGCCUGGAUUCGAUCCCUGGUCAGGGAACUAGAUCCUACACGCUGCCAUGCUGCAACCUAGUGUUGGCAUGCCACAACUAAAAGAUCCCGCACACCACAACUAAAAAGACCCCACAUACAGCAACUAAAGAUCCCGCCUGCCACAACUAAGACCCGAUGGAGCCAAAUAAAUAAAUUAAUUAAAUAAAUAAAUACUAAAAAAAUAAAAAUUUUAUGUAGAUCAAUCCAUCACUUUUCCUGUGUGGCUUGCAAAUUUAUGUUGUACUUAGAAAUAUCUUUGCACCCGAGAUUGUAAAUUCACCCAUCGAUCUUCUAGAGCAUUUUGAUAGUUUCAUUUUA